Messenger RNA from Dovyalis caffra, 630 nucleotides. The record is from the annotation of a GenBank genome assembly. Lineage: Eukaryota; Viridiplantae; Streptophyta; Magnoliopsida; Malpighiales; Salicaceae.
AUGUGGGCCCUAUCUACAGUGUCUAUUGGUCCUGACCUAGUGGUGGCAGAUAAAGCACCGUCGAAAUUAAUCUUGACGGAGCCGGGAUUUGGAGGAAUCCGGUUAGCUGAGGAGGGUCUAGAAGUCGGCAACAGAUCCGACGGAAGUGAGGCUCCGCUCAACAGAAGCACAGAUACAGAUCAGUGUCCUAAUUUUUUUUGGGGGUGCGGGAAGGUGGUUAUGUCCCAUAGGAAAAGUGCUGAAACAGUAGAAAUCACAGUACAAGUGUUUUUGCAUGCAGGCUAUAAACUUUUCUUUUCUUUCAUAAUUAAUGCAAUAAACACUGCAAAUCUCUGCAAUGUGCUUACUGAUCAUGAAUUUGGUGGGGCUGUGUGUCCAGGGAUGCUCAGUAUAACAGAUACAAAUGACAUGGAGAGGGCCCUUUUCACAAGAAGGGUGAGGUAUCCUUUUCACCCAAAAGGCCCUCUAGCUAGCUUCUUAGGAUUUGUGUCAAAUUUCAACAAAUUCAACACGCAUCUCAAUGGGUGCACUGACCUGGAUGCAGUGCACCAUUCUCAAGCAAGGGCAGUCCCCUACACACCCCAAUCAAAAACCAGGUAUGUGCAAAAGGCAUCUUCGAUUCUAACAUGA